AGCGGCCUCAACAAGAUAAACUUUAUUGUUCCCGUCGGGGCGGCGAGGAUGUCGGUGAAUUACGCGGCGGGACUGUCGCCGUACGCGGACAAGGGCAAGUGUGGCCUCCCCGAGAUCUUCGACCCUCCUGAGGAGUUAGAGCGGAAGGUGUGGGAGCUGGCGCAGCUGGUCUGGCAGUCCUCCAACGUGGUGUUCCACACAGGUGCCGGCAUCAGCACCGCCUCGGGCAUCCCUGACUUCAGGGGCCCCCAUGGUGUCUGGACAAUGGAGGAGCGGGGCCUGGCCCCCAAAUUCGACACCACCUUCGAGAGUGCGCGGCCCACGCAGACCCACAUGGCGCUGGUGCAGCUGGAGCGUGUGGGCCUCCUCCGCUUCCUGGUCAGCCAGAACGUGGACGGGCUGCACGUGCGCUCCGGCUUCCCCAGGGACAAGCUGGCAGAGCUCCACGGAAACAUGUUUGUAGAGGAGUGUGUCAAGUGUAAGACGCAGUACGUCCGGGACACUGUCGUGGGCAGCAUGGGUCUCAAGGCCACGGGCCGGCUCUGCACUGUGGCCAAGGCGAGGGGGCUGCGGGCCUGCAGGGGGGAGCUGCGAGAUACCAUCCUGGACUGGGAGGACGCCCUGCCUGACCGGGACCUCACUCUUGCUGACGAGGCCAGCAGGAAUGCAGACCUGUCCAUCACACUGGGCACCUCGCUGCAAAUCCGGCCCAGCGGGAACCUGCCCCUUGCCACCAAGCGCCGAGGAGGCCGACUGGUCAUUGUCAACCUUCAGCCCACGAAGCAUGACCGCCACGCUGACCUGCGUAUCCAUGGCUACGUGGACGAGGUCAUGACCAGGCUCAUGAAGCACCUGGGCCUGGAGAUCCCUGCCUGGGACGGCCCCAACGUGCUGGAGAGGGCGCUGCCCCCCCUGCCCCGCCCUCCUGCCCCCAAGCUGGAGCCCAAAGAGGAGGCCCCCACCCAGCUCAAUGGCCCAGCACCUGCCAGCCCCAAGCCGGAGCCCUCCACGGAGUCCUGCGCCCAGCACAAUGGCUCUGGGCCUGCCAGCCCCAAGAGGGAGCGGUUGGACAGUCCUGUGCCGCACAGGCCCCCCAAAAGGGUGAAGGCCGAGGUGGCCCCAAGCUGACUAGGGGGCCUGGGGAGGGUGGGGCUUUUUGUAGAAACUGUGGAUUCAUCUUUUCUUACUGGUCUCACUUUUUCACUCGUACCUGCCCAUGGGGGUGGGGGGGGCGACCUCAGGGUGCUGAUUGCUGGGAUCCAGG
Lontra canadensis (Northern American river otter) is the source of this 1264-nucleotide messenger RNA. RefSeq names its product sirtuin 6 (gene SIRT6). The record is from RefSeq and is a predicted model, not a curated record. The coding region runs from base 49 to 1128 and encodes 359 amino acids. The transcript has 8 exons. Gene Ontology annotation, molecular function: NAD+ binding. NCBI's taxonomy places the organism in Eukaryota, Metazoa, Chordata, Mammalia, Carnivora, Mustelidae.